Cloeon dipterum is the source of this 3439-nucleotide messenger RNA. RefSeq lists its product as uncharacterized. Gene Ontology annotation, molecular function: serine-type endopeptidase activity. Gene Ontology annotation, biological process: proteolysis. The transcript is spliced from 8 exons. NCBI's taxonomy places the organism in Eukaryota, Metazoa, Arthropoda, Insecta, Ephemeroptera, Baetidae. The record is from RefSeq and is a predicted model, not a curated record. Bases 137 to 3145 code for a protein of 1002 amino acids.
UCGGUGCCUGCCACUCCAGCCCCCUCCGCAUCCAACGUUUAUAUCCCAGAACGGCAGCUCACAGACCGCAGUCCACACCAAGCAGCCGUUCUCCUAAGGACUAACUUGAGAUAGCACGCCGCUCCGCAGACACAAAAUGAUGCGAGUCACGCUUAUAGCGUGUUUUGCUGCCCUGGCGGCUAGCACCAGCGCCGAGUGGUCCUGGAGUGGAUCCCAAUCUGUGGGUUCCACCGACAAACCCGUUCAGUCCGAGGCUUUGGACCAUCUGACCAAGGCUGAGUUCGUAUCUGUUCCUGACCAACAGACUGACAAGAGCGAAACCAUCAUCGACACUAUUAUCCAGUCUGGUCGCGAAGGUCGCACCUUGAGCGAAGAUGCAUACCAACAGGUGGCUAGUGAACCCGCUUUCAAGAGGGUCAUCGCGGCCGGAGACGACGCCCAAGCCAGACAGUUCGUCAAGGAGAGGCUUUGCAAUUUGGGACUGAUGACCUGCGACGGAAUCGAAGGAAAGGCGGGUUACAUCCAACCCCACGACGUUUUCUACGCUCAACCUGUUGCCAUCAAGCCGGUCGGCGAGCCCAUCCCCGCCGUGCCCAUCCGUCAGCCUCAUGCUUACAAACCCUUCCCCGGACCAAACCAACAUGGAUUUCCCGGACCGAACCAACAAGGAUUCCCUGGACCUGGCGGCGCCAACUUCAACCAGUACCCCCGUCCUGGCGGCUACCCCAGUUUCGGCAAGCGUCCUCCUCCCAUCAACGGUGGCAUCUAUGGACCCCCUAAGCCGGUGCCCUUUGCUGGGGAUGACUACGCGGUGAAGAAGACACAGCACAAGGAACUUGUGACUGGAGGCGGCAUCGGCGGCCCUGUGCAGCACGUGCACCACCACUACCACCACGGAAACUCCGGCGCAGCUCCCAUUGGAGGCGGUCUUCCCCUUGGCGGCGGUCUUUCCCAAGGCGGCGGCGGUCUGCCCCUGGGAGGUGGUGGUUUCCAAGCAUCUGGAGGUAGUGGUUUCCAGGCAUCUGGCGUCGGCGUCUACCCUGGAUUCAGCAAGGCACCCCCUCCAAUCUACGAGCCUGAACUCGAGCCUGACGACCAGCCAGGACAGGGCGAAUAUGGAGCACCUUUCUACAAGAAGGAACUGAAUCUGAGCAACAACAAGAAGCAGGUUUAUGGCUCGGCCGCUACUAACUUCAACAGCUACGCUGGACAGUACAACGGCUACGAAUCUCCCAGGUCGGACAAGUGCUAUUGCGUUCCCAUUGAGCAAUGCCCUGCCAACGAAGUCAUCGGCCGCAAGGAGGACAACCCCGCCUCACUCAUUGACCCCAGAAACAAGGAAACCGCCAUCGAAGCCGAGGACCUUGAAGAGAAGGAUCACGUCAAGCGCGAAGACGUUGGAAAUACAACCGAAUCUUCCAACACCACCGUAAGCACCGAAGCCCCUAGAACCAAGAGGGAAGCCGUCGAUUCCACCAAGGACGCAGCCAAGCCCCAAGCUCGACUGCUCGGUCUGAAAUCUGAUAAAGUGAAGCCAACAUUCGGCGUUUCCUUCGGCCUGCCAUACGGCUACGGCCAACCUUACCCCCUCAAUCCUUUCGGCUCCGUCCCCUCUGCGGUCAACCCCUUCUUUGGCUCUGUCGGGCCCGGCGGCCUCAGCCUUGGUCCCGUCAGCGUCAACCCUUUGGUCUCCAUCCAGGUGACCAAAGACGAGUUCGGUGAGAAGGUGAUCAAACCUCUGGUUAACCUGCACGUCACGCCAAACAAGGGGUUGCUGCAUAAAUUCCAAGGCCUUGUUGGUGGCUUUGGAGGUGGAGGAUAUCCACCCCCGGUGCACCACGUCCAUCACGGCCACAUCAACCACAACCACCCCCCUCCUCCUUUCAUCCUGCCUGGACCCCCUCGCCCUCACCCUCCCCCAUUCUACGGCCCCGGGCCCUUCAGGCCGCCGUAUGCGCCAGGACCGUACAGAAAGGGUCAUCAUGAGGAAUAUAUUGACGAUGACGAUGAUGACGAGGAGUUCGUCUAUCCGGCCGGAAGGGAGCGAGACCCCGAGAGGCCUGUCAGCAGGCCCACGCAGCCCCUGAGAUCGCAAUACGCAGAGAAAUACGCGUCCCCUCAAAAUUACUACAACAGUCCCGCAAGAACGGGCGACGAUUUCAAACUCCCUCCCACCUCGCGAGCUGUCAAAUUUCCCAGAGACAGACGUGAUGUUGAAGUGGUGGCCGAGCGUCAAUUUGGAGGAAACCAACUUGGCAAUGGAAACAGAUGCCCUUCCUACCAGGUUUGCUGCAGAAACCCUGGUCGUCCUGCCUACGCUCCUCAGCAACAGCAAGGCUAUCCCCAGUGCGGCCGUAGGAACGCCCAAGGAAUCAAUGGCAGGAUCAAGAACCCAGUCUAUGCUGAUGGUGACAGCGAGUUCGGCGAGUAUCCCUGGCAGGCAGCUAUCUUGAAGAAGGACGCCCAUGAGAGCGUGUACGUUUGCGGAGGUACUCUGAUCGACAACCAGCACGUCAUCACUGCUGCUCACUGCGUUAAGGGAUACAAUGGCCAAGAGCUGCGAGUUCGUCUUGGUGAAUGGGAUGUGAACCACGAUGUUGAGUUCUACCCUUACAUUGAAACCGACGUUGCCCGAGUGACUGUUCAUCCUGAAUUCUAUGCCGGCACUCUCUUCAACGAUCUUGCAAUCAUCAAGCUCAUCAGGCCUGUCGAUCUCCAGAGAAAUCCUCACAUCAGCGCUGCUUGCCUGCCCGACCCUCACAAUGAUUUCUCUGGCUCCCGCUGCUACACCACUGGCUGGGGCAAGGAUGCCUUUGGAGACUUUGGCAAAUACCAGAACAUCUUGAAGGAGGUUGAUGUGCCUGUCGUGUCGCACCACCAGUGCCAGAGCCAGCUCCAGCAGACCAGACUGGGCUACGACUUCAAGCUGCACCCUGGCUUCAUCUGCGCUGGAGGAGAGGAAGGAAAGGACGCCUGCAAGGGUGAUGGUGGCGGCCCUAUGGUCUGCGAGAAGGGAGGCAGCUGGCAGGUCGUUGGUGUGGUCAGCUGGGGCAUCGGCUGCGGCCAGUAUGGAGUUCCUGGAGUGUACGUCAAAGUGGCCCACUACCUCGACUGGAUCCGCCAAAUCACGAGACAGCCUUUCUAAACACUUGUCACAAAAUCGAACCAUAAAUUAUGAGAAACCUUUAGUUGACUAGCGUAGAUGAUGUUAGACACAAAUAAGUUAUUGCUACUUUAAUAAGUACAUUUUGUUUUGUAAAUGAGAAUUAACACUUUGGAUAUCCUGCUCAAGAGCAAGUGAAUUAUUCUUGCUCUUAGUUUGAUUGUCUAGAGAAAAAUGAGUACUGCAUAUUUCAUGCAAAAAUGUUGACACACGUGUGAAAGAAAGAUUACAAAUAAUUUUGUAUGAACUGAAUAAAAUAAUUUAUAAGUAUGAAAA